UAACCUAUGAUUGGAUGCACAACCCUUAUUCAAAAGUAAAAGAUACUGCAUAAGAAGUGUUUAUCAUCACUUUUAAAAGUUAAUAAGCCCAUUUAUUUGCCUUCAAACUAUGCAUGAUUGUAUUGCCUUAUUUUUAUUUGCAUGUAUCAUUUUGGGGUCAUGACCCAGUUGAGAACCACUGCAUUAGAUAGGCCCUAUAAAGGUUUGUGACUCUGUUAUGAUUUUAAUUUGUACGGAGAGAUUCACACAUCUAACACAAGGCAGAUAUUGACAUGCGCUGAACCUCCCUUCAGCGGGUUCAUUUCUCCUGAGAGACUCUUAAGACUGUAAGGACUGAACUCACCAUCCUACAGGAAGUGGCAUCAUACAGACAGCCACAUUUCAACAGUUCUCGUCUAACUUCACUUAUAUAUAUGAUAAAACAAUGGAUCUUCAAACAAGCAACAUAAAGCUGUUUUCACUUCUGUCUCUUGCACUGCACUGCUUUUUCUGGAAGACUUCUUUGAACGUCUCUGUGCUGCAAGGUCAAAAUGUCACACUGAGCUGCCCACUGAUGCCCAACAGCAGCCAGGGGGUUUUGAGCUGGUACAAACAGACCCCCGGGCAGGGGCCAGAGUUGAUCCUCUCCUACAAUGUGACCAACACUUCACAGGUGCGCUACGGCACGCGACUGGACCAGAGCAGAUAUGCCAUCUUAACCAGGGAAGGGUUAAAGCUCCGUCACCUCUUACAAAUCAUCACAACUUUGCGUAAUGACACUGGCACUUAUUAUUGCGGGUUUUCAGACAAAAACCAUACGCAAAUAUUUUACAAUUGAACACAAAUGCUUGAAUAUUCAACAAUAUUAUUGAUCUGACUGUACUGACGCUGUUGUGUGAGAACUGAGCUGGACAAUGACAUCUUUUAUUUGCAGAACUUUAAAGAUUAAAUGAACUAAUGUAAUAAUUGAUGAUCUUUACAACG
Rhinichthys klamathensis goyatoka is the source of this 963-nucleotide messenger RNA. RefSeq names its product secreted immunoglobulin domain 1 (gene sid1). The record is from RefSeq and is a predicted model, not a curated record. Gene Ontology annotation, biological process: response to bacterium. The transcript is spliced from 2 exons. Bases 425 to 817 code for a protein of 130 amino acids. Lineage: Eukaryota; Metazoa; Chordata; Actinopteri; Cypriniformes; Leuciscidae.